Saccharomyces kudriavzevii IFO 1802 is the source of this 2196-nucleotide messenger RNA. It is a transcript of the gene ERG7, whose product is annotated as lanosterol synthase ERG7. Gene Ontology annotation, cellular component: lipid droplet. NCBI's taxonomy places the organism in Eukaryota, Fungi, Ascomycota, Saccharomycetes, Saccharomycetales, Saccharomycetaceae. Gene Ontology annotation, molecular function: lanosterol synthase activity. The record is from RefSeq and is a predicted model, not a curated record. The transcript has a single exon. The coding region runs from base 1 to 2196 and encodes 731 amino acids. Gene Ontology annotation, biological process: triterpenoid biosynthetic process; ergosterol biosynthetic process.
AUGACAGAAUUUUAUUCCGAGAGAAUUGGUCUGCCAAAGACAGAUCCACGUCUUUGGAGAUUAAGAACUGAUGAGUUGGGACGAGAAAGUUGGGAAUACUUAACUCCUGAACAAGCGGCCAAUGAGCCGCCCUCUACUUUCACACAAUGGCUUCUUCAAGACCCUAACUUUUCUCAGCCUCAGCCAGGAAGAAAUAAGCAUUCACCAGACUUUUCGGCUUUCGAUGCAUGUCAUAACGGUGCUUCUUUUUUCCAACUUUUACAAGACCCCAAGUCGGGCAUCUUUCCAUGCCAAUAUAAGGGGCCCAUGUUCUUGACAAUCGGUUAUGUUGCCGUAAAUUAUAUCGCCGGCGUCCAAAUUCCUGAACAUGAAAGAAUAGAGAUCAUCAGAUACAUCGUUAACACAGCACAUCCGGUCGAUGGUGGUUGGGGAUUACACUCCGUCGACAAGUCCACCGUUUUUGGAACUGUAUUGAAUUAUGUUAUCUUACGUCUGUUGGGGCUGCCCAAAGACCAUCCUGUUUGUACUAAGGCAAGAGGUACUUUAUUAAGAUUGGGUGGUGCUAUUGGCUCUCCACACUGGGGAAAAAUUUGGUUGAGCGCAUUAAAUCUGUAUAAAUGGGAAGGUGUGAACCCCGCCCCUCCUGAAACUUGGUUACUUCCAUAUUCACUGCCCAUGCAUCCAGGAAGAUGGUGGGUGCAUACUAGAGGAGUUUAUAUUCCAGUCAGUUAUUUGUCAUUAGUAAAAUUCAGUUGCCCCAUGACUCCUCUUCUUGAAGAAAUAAGGAAAGAAAUUUAUACCAAACCAUUCGAUAAGAUUGACUUUUCUAAUCAUAGAAACACUGUAUGCGGGGUGGAUUUGUAUUAUCCACAUUCUAGGACUCUGGAUAUUGCAAAUAAUUUCGUUGUAUUUUACGAAAAAUACCUGAGAAAUAGAUUCAUUUACUCCCUAUCUAAGAGAAAAGUUUAUGAUUUGAUCAAAACCGAAAUUGAGAACACAGAUUCUUUAUGUAUAGCCCCUGUUAAUCAAGCAUUUUGCGCUCUUGUUACUUUUAUUGAGGAAGGCGUAGAUUCUCAAGCGUUCAAAAAAUUUCAGUAUAGAUUCAAAGAUGCAUUGUUCCAUGGUCCACAAGGUAUGACCAUCAUGGGAACCAACGGUGUGCAAACUUGGGACUGUGCGUUUGCCAUUCAAUAUUUUUUCAUUGCUGGUCUAGCAGAAAGACCUGAGUUUUACAAUACAAUUGUCUCUGCCUAUAAAUUUUUGUGUCGUGCUCAAUUUGACACUGAAUGUGUCCCUGGUAGUUUUAGGGAAAAAAGAAAAGGUUCCUGGGGGUUCUCGACAAAGACACAAGGUUAUACGGUUGCUGAUUGUACUGCAGAAUCAAUUAAGGCAAUUAUCAUGGUGAAAAACUCUCCUGUCUUUAGUGAAGUACAUCAUCUAAUAACUAGUGAACGUUUGUUUGAAGGUAUUGAUGUAUUAUUGAGCUUACAAAACGUUGGGUCUUUCGAGUAUGGCUCCUUCGCUACCUAUGAAAAAAUCAAAGCGCCAUUAGCGAUGGAGAUUUUGAAUCCAGCUGAAGUUUUCGGUAACAUAAUGGUAGAAUACCCAUACGUGGAAUGUACUGAUUCGUCCGUUCUUGGGCUGACCUACUUUCAUAAAUUCUUUGACUAUAAAAAGGAGGAAAUACGUAGGCGCAUCAGAAUUGCUAUUGAGUACAUUAAGAGAGCUCAAUCACCAGACGGAAGUUGGUACGGAAGUUGGGGUAUCUGUUUCACCUAUGCCGGGAUGUUUGCCAUGGAAGCGCUGCACACUGUGGGAGAAAACUAUGAAAAUUCCUCCACUGUUAGAAAAGGUUGUGACUUCUUGGUGAGUAAACAGAUGAAGGACGGUGGCUGGGGUGAAUCGAUGAAGUCUAGUGAGUUGCACAGUUAUGUGGAUAGUGGAAAAUCGCUAGUUGUUCAAAGUGCAUGGGCACUAAUCGCACUUUUUUUUGCUGAAUAUCCGAACAAAGAGGUCAUUGAUCGUGGUAUUGAGCUUUUAAAAAAUAGACAAGAAGAAUCCGGGGAAUGGAAGUUUGAGAGUGUAGAGGGUGUUUUUAACCAUUCCUGUGCAAUUGAAUACCCAAGUUAUAGAUUUUUGUUUCCCAUCAAGGCAUUAGGUAUGUAUGCCAAGGCAUAUGAACAACCCGGGCUUUGA